AAAGGCUAUAAACUGAUCUUGAGCUUGCAUCACUCAUCCAAUUCUGUUCCUUAAUCCUCUCUCUCUCUCUCUCUCACUCAAUUUCGCUCUUUCUCUCUCUAAGUUAUCAGCUAACACAAAGCAAGGAAGCAGCCGACAUUAAAGCGCAGUAGGGAAGCAGCUGCUACCGCCGUCUUUAAUUAAGUUAUCGGCACAAAGAAUGGAAGGAGAAGUUGCUGCCGCCGUCCUUCAACCUCUAGUUCAAAACCUCAUCGACCUCUCCAACAAUGAGAUCUCUCAGAUCCGAGAUCUCAAAAAAGAUGCCGCAAAGCUAGCCGGGAGUCUCGACAUGAUAAAAAAUUUCUUGAACGAUGCCGAGACGCGUACCAUCACCCAGGAAGCUGUCAAGUGCUGGCUGAAGAAGCUUGAAGACGUGGUGUUCGAUGCUGACAAUGUUUUGGAUGAAUUCAACUAUCAUAUUCUCUCCAAACAAAUCAAGGCCGCUGAACCCAAGAAGCUGGCAAAGGUACCAUCAUGCUUCUCAUGCUUCAAGCAUAUUUCACGUUCUCGAAAUAUGGCUCUUAAAAUCAAAGAAAUCAAUGAGAAUUUGGAGUCCAUUAACGAAGAGGUGGACAAGUUUGGCCUGGUAGAGAAGCUUGCCAAUGAGCCUGCUUUGGUUAUUGCUGCUGUGGAAACUGCUGCAUACACUCUUGAUCCAAUUUUUAUUGGAAGAGAUGAUGCUGCGUCGAAAGUAGUUGAGAUGCUUACCGCCAAUAGCAUCACAAUUGGUGAACACGCAGUGUCCGUCAUUUCCAUUGUAGGGAUGGGGGGAUUGGGGAAGACAACUUUGACUAGGAAAGUCUUGAAUCGUCUGAAGAAUGAUAAUCGGUUUAGGUCAUAUAUUUGGGUGCAUGUUUCUCCAAAUUUUGAUCCAAUAAUUCUUUUCAAGAAAAUUCUCAAAGAGGUUUCCCAAAAUAACAAAGAUAUUCUUUCAAAGUCUGAUGAAGGUGCAGUUGAGAGUAAGCAAGAUAUUCUUUCAAAGCUUAAAAUAGCUUUGGAAGAUAAAACUUAUCUUCUUGUACUCGAUGACGUCUGGAAUGAAGAGCGUUCCAAAUGGGAAGAUUUUAUUAAUUCCUUGUUGGGAGUUAGUGGUGUCGUCAAAGGAAAUGCCAUUGUUGUUACGACCAGAAAUAUGAACGUGGCUUCAAUUGUGAAUCCACUUCAUGUACAUCAGUUGAAAGGCUUAUCGGAUGAAGAGUGUUGGUCAAUAAUCAGAGUAAAAGCCUUUGGAAAAGAAGAUGUUCCGUCAGAACUUGAGGCCACUGGGACACAGAUAGCGAAAAGAUGUCAAGGAUUGCCAUUAGCUGCCAACGUAGUUGGGGGAGUGCUGCAUAAUAAACCCAAGGAAAAAUGGCGUUUAAUAGAGGAGAAAUGGCUUUCAGCCAAUGAAGGAGGAGUUGAUAUCACAAACAUAUUAAGAUUGAGCUUUGAUAAUCUGUCUCCGCCAUUACUUAAGAAGUGCUUUGCGUACUGUGCGAUGUUUCCUAAAGGCUCCAAAAUCAUCAAACAGAAACUGAUUGAGAUGUGGACGGCAGAAGGUUUUCUUCAAGCAGAUGGAAGCGAUGACAUGGGUGAAAUUUUUUUCAACGUUCUUCUGCAUAACUCUUUACUGCAAGCUUCAGAGAGAGAUCGUUUCGGAAAUGUAGAAAGUUAUGGCAUGCAUGAUCUUGUACAUGAUCUCGCUUGUUCUGUUUCAAGUUCCUCUAACAAUACAAGCGGUAGCAGCCGAGGUCGAUAUAUCAGUCUUGGAGACGACAACUGCGGAGAUAUAUCAAGUCCUAUCGCAAAAGAAAUGGCAAAAUCUGUGCGUUCAUUAUUAAUAUCAUUCAAAGAUGAUAUUUCUGAUAUCAACUUCUCAGACUUCGAAAGUUUGCAUGUUUUAGGUCUUGACUCUGAAGUUAAAGAGUUGUCAUUUGAUAUUCGGAAGUUGAUACAUUUGAGAUAUUUUGACAUUUCAAAAACAGAAAUUGUAUAUUUGCCAAGUACGAUUAAGUACUUGAUUAACUUGAGGCAUCUUUAUAUUAAUGAGUACUCGACGGUAGAGUUGCCUAUGGGAAUUGGGAGAUUAACUUCUCUCCAAACGCUAAACUGCUUUCCAGUGGGCGAUGAGAAUGGCUGCAAAAUUGAAGAGCUCGGAAGUUUGAUUAAUCUUAAAGGAGAGUUAGAGAUUCGGAAUCUGGAAAGGGUUCAUGACAAGGAAGAGGCUGGAAAAGCCAAUUUAUUCAAAAAGUCAAAAAUAUUGACGCUGUGUUUGAAAUGGAAUGGAAGCAGAGAAGGUGAAACAAAUGAUGAGGAUGUAUUGGAAAGCCUUCAACCUCACUCAGAUCUGAGGGAGUUAAAGAUCCGGGGAUUCAAUGGCAGUAGGUUUCCAUUAUGGACUGAGAAGAUGUCAGUUCGAGAUGCGCCUCAAGGCUCUUGGGUGCUACUUAACAACUUAAUGUCGUUAAUACUCUAUAACUGCAAAGAAUGUGAAGAGAUCCCAAUGUUGGGGCAGUUGCCCAAUCUCAAGUCCCUUGUGUUGAUUGGAUUGGACAAUGUGAAGUGUAUAAAUUCAUCAUUCUACGGAAUGGUGAACAACGACACACGCAUUGUUUUUCCAGCUCUCGAGAGGUUUCAAUUGGUCUUCAUGGAUAAGCUGGCAGAGUGGGCAGAAAUAGAAAUUUCGGAUGGAAGUGAAGUGAAGCUAUUUCCUCGCCUCCAACAUUUGCAAAUUAAGUGGUGUGAGCAAUUGAUGAGUGUUCCAAGUCAUGUGUCGUCAUCAUGCCUUCAACAUUUGUCAAUUAGGGGGAUCGGUGUGGAAUGUCUGCCAGCUGAUUGGUUAUUGAGUAACAGCGAGACUCUCUAUUGGUUGAGUAUAAAGGACUGCUGGAAUUUGAGAGAAAUAUCAGAUAGGAGGGGAGAAGAAGAAUCAGAAGGAAGAAGCUUCACAAUCACAUCCCUCCCUAUAUUCCCUCGUCUGACAUAUUUGAAAAUCAAAGGCGUUCCUAAGUUAAGUUUGGAGACUGUGGAUGCAAUGCGGCGCCUCCAAAUUCAUGGCUCCAAAUACAUUGACCCUGACGGUGACGGUGAGUAUCAAUAUCUUUUGCUAGAAAUAGUUGUAUUUGUAUUUUAUUUGAAAAUGAAAUUCUAAUUAUUAGGAUUUGAAAAAAAAAAUCUUAUUUUAUGGAGUUUCUAAUUCAGUUGCUCUUAGUUUGGGGAUUGAUGUUCCACUUUCAAUUUUAUUUAUAUUUUUAUAUAUUUUUCUCUAAUUUCAAUUUGGAAUGCUUUAGUUUAAUUUUUUGAUUAUUAAUUGGGCUUCAUUCCAUCUAAUUAGGGUGUAUAAUUAUUUUUAAUCAUUUAAUUUCUCUUUCAUUAGUUAAUAAUAGGUUGAAAAAUUCAAAAUUAUGGUAUAUAAUUUUAUAAAAAUUUAAUUUUUGUGAAAUAAAUAUUAAGAAUAAUUCAUAGUAUUAUAAUUUUAUUUUUAUAAAAAAAUAUUAUUAAACUAAUAGAUAUAAGUAUGAGACAUAGUUACAUAUAUAAAAUUGUGGGACAAUUGAUCUCAUCCCUUAGUUUGUUGCUUCAACAAUAGGAGAUAAAUUAUUUUGAGUUUGUUUACUAUAUUUUUACAGCCACUUAUCAUCUUAGCUUUUUUUUCCAUUAAAUAAUUCUUUUUCGUAUUGAUACAGAAUAAAGUGAAAGAAGCAAACAGUUGUGUUUGAGGUGCCUCCAAAGAAUUAGGAGGUGAAGGAAGCGUUCUAGUGAAGAAGGAAUAAUGAGUAUGAUUCUAAAGCCAUGGCAGAGAUAGGGGAGCUUCUGAGGAGCAUGGAGACAAGGCGGAAGAAUAUGAAUGAUGACAGUGUAGUUGUUGAGUCUGAAGAGAAGGAUGAUGACAAAAAUUUAGACAACAAUGUUGAAGAUGAAGAUAGUGAAACAGAGGAUUCAGCAGCUGUGGAAGUUGAACCCAAUCCCACCAACACCAAUGAAAGAAUGUUGAGCAUAUCAUAUAACACAACAAAGUUUCAAUUUGCAUCACCAUUUGAAUCUUGCAAGUAAGUUCUAACUGGCAAGACAGGAUAUUUGGUUUUACUUUAUCAAUUGCAUGUUUUUCCUUGUUUUUAUAAACAGAUGAAAGUAGUAACAAGACUUCAUUUUGCAUAGACGAAAGUAGUAAUGAAACUACAAUUUGAAUUUUCUGGGCA
Messenger RNA from Salvia miltiorrhiza (redroot sage), 4217 nucleotides. RefSeq names its product putative disease resistance protein RGA4. Lineage: Eukaryota; Viridiplantae; Streptophyta; Magnoliopsida; Lamiales; Lamiaceae. The record is from RefSeq and is a predicted model, not a curated record. The transcript is spliced from 4 exons. Gene Ontology annotation, molecular function: ADP binding. Gene Ontology annotation, biological process: defense response to other organism. Bases 200 to 3169 code for a protein of 989 amino acids.